UUGUGGUACGGUUUUGGCGCCAAGAGUUGACCUCUGGUGACCAGUGACCUGAGGUCAACAGACUGGUCUGGAGUGUGGCUGAAGAAGCAUUGAUACUGUUGCUAUUUAUCUUGUUAUUAAUAUACCAUGUAAUUGUCAAGACUUGAUUGUGUCAAGACACUACAUAAAUUGGCGACGAGGAUGUCAAACUAACUCUGAUAAUUGAGCCAAGGAAGAAGACGGACUACAAGUAGACUGUAGAGUACAAGUGAGGCAAGUGGCUGCAGCUGUUAUCGAGGAAGGGAGGUGCGGUAAGAUGGACGGGAUCCAACCACCACCUGCCUUCCUGCCGGCGGCUGGUAAGCCAAAGGUACCCUGGUCUGGGUGGUAUGCUGAUUUCGAGGUGUAUGCUCUUGCUAUUGGGUGGUGUGAGUGGUCAGAAGAACGCCAGCAGGCCUUGCUGCUUCAUUGUGUGGGUGCAGAAGCUCGUAGGCUGUACAGGACUAAGCUGCCAACAGGAGGACUUGUGAAGCAGCCCAAAGUUGAAGGUGAGAAUGAAUCACAGCACAGGUCACUGGCCAUGCAGUCAUGUAGCAUUUUUGAGGAACUAUUUGCAGCCAAAAAUGACUAUAUUACUGAGCGUGUGCAAUUCAGAAGGUGCGUGCAGGACAGGAACACGACAGUCCAGACGUACCUAGCUAACCUUAGGGAGAAGAGUCAGCGAUGUGGAUUUGGGGAAUUAGAAGAUGAGAUGAUACGGGACCAGUUUCUUGAGGGAUGUUCAUCAAGUCGCCUGAGGGAGCGUCUUUGUUCAGAGCAGUGCCUAACCUUGACCCGUCUCGAGGAGAUUGCAGCAGCAGCAGAAAUCACUGCAGAGCGACAUACAACAGUCUGUGGCGCCGUAGGGCCAGUUCAAGAUGCAUUUGAGGAUGCCAGUCAAGAGGUGGCAGCGACAUCCGGUAAGUUUGGCAAACCGAGAUCCCCAGACAAUGGCCGUCGGUCGAAGACUUGCUUUGCAUGUGGCUUCAGUGGUCACAGGUCGGGCGAUAGCCGAUGCCCAGCCAGGGAGAGGGAAUGCCACAUUUGUCAUGAAGUGGGUCACUUCGCCAGAGUAUGCAGGACCAGAUCACAGAGACCGGACACCACGAGAGCCCCACCCGGAGUUUCGACUGUAGAAGUCUCAUCAGUUCAUGACUUGCUGAGCUUGUCUGGUCCAAUGCUUGAUGUGGAUGUUGAUGGCACUCUGCUGGAGAUGAUGGUAGACACUGGUUCGCCUGUUAGCCUCCUGCCUUUGCAUCUGCACCAGGCGAGACUCCCUCAACUGCCACUGCAUGCAUGUGAUGUUGCAUUACGAGGAUAUGGGGGACACAGCCUUGACGUUGUUGGUGUAAUCCGGGCCACAGUGACCAGUAACGGUAAGUCAGCUGACGCUGACUUGUAUGUGAUGAGAGGCGGUACUGUACCUUUGUUGGGGCGUGACUUACAGCUCAGUCUGCAGAUCACAGUCAAGAACGGCAAUGCUGUGUGUGCCGUGUCACCUGGGAGUCAACCGGAGCUAAGCCAGCCCGGUCUCCCUCCCCUUCGUGGGUUUGUUCACAGGGUAAAGGUGAGGGACGGUGUUUCCCCUGUCCAGCAGAAGAUGCGGCCUCUGCCGUACUCAGUCAGGGAGGAAGUGAAGGCACACCUGGCAGACCUGGAGGCAAAGGGUGUCAUCGAGAAGGUGGACUCGUCACCUUGGAUAUCUCCGAUGGUGGUCACCAGGCGCCGCACCGGCGGAAUCCGGGUAUGUCUCGACCUGAAAAAGGUAAAUCAAGCGGUCAUGCCCAGCAAGUAUCCGCUACCUGACAUGAUGGAUAUGCUCGAUAAGCUUAAGGGGGCUGCAGUGUUCUCGAGCUUGGAUAUGAAGUCUGCCUUCAAUCAGCUUCCACUGCAUGAAGAGUCCAGAAAUUUGACGGCCUUUAUGACACCUGAUGGGCUGAGAAGGUACACCCGAUGCUGUUUUGGUUUGUCCUCUAUCCCGGCAGCUUUCCAGAAGGUGAUGGACAACAUCUUGGCUGGACUGUCGGGGGUCCAAGUCUACGUCGAUGACAUCAUCAUCUUUGGUGAGAACCAGGACCAGCAUGAUGCUCGUCUUCAGCAAGUGUUGGCCAGGCUAAAGGAGUACCAGGUAACCUUGAACGAGGAGAAGUGCACCUUCAGCACCACAUCUCUAGAGUUCCUGGGCUUCACUGUCACGAAGAACGGCUUCAAGGUGAGCGAGAACCGCGUCAAGGGUAUGCGGGACAUGAAGUCGCCCAGCACGGCUAAACAGCUACAGUCGGCCUUGGGACUGUUCGGCUUCUACGCCAGGUUUGUGAGCGACUUUUCCACACUGGUGGAUCCACUUCGGGCCACCCUGAAAGCAGAGCGUUUCCAGUGGACGCAGGAGCUGGAGACUUGUUUCAGGGAAGUUAUCUCCAAGAUCAUCAACAGCUCAGCGCUCACGAUGUACGACCCAGAUCGACCGACUGUCGUGACAUCAGACGCUUCGGAUGUAGGCCUCGGAGCAGUGCUGAGUCAGAUCUACCCCGAAGGUGAGAGAGUUGUUUCUUUCGCAUCAGCCACUCUAUCAGACACCCAGAGGAAGUAUAGCGUUACUGAGCGGGAGGCCCUUGCGGCCAAGUGGUCAGUUGAGCACUGGCAUAAGUAUCUUUUCGGAACCCACUUCACCUUGCGGACGGACCACCAAGCCCUACAGUCGCUCUUAUCAUCAAAGGGGAUUGGUAGGGCAGGAAUGAGGCUGUCUCGAUGGGCAAUAAGACUCAUGGCGUAUUCGUUCAGUGUGGAGCAUGUUGGUGGUUCCAGAAAUGUUGCAGAUGGCCUCUCCAGACUGCCAGCCUCGACACACACCCCAGAGGAUGACGACCAGCUGAUGGUGGCGGCGAUCACUGACAGGAUCGCGCGUAAAUCUGCGGUAACCAGAGACAGCAUACGAGCGGCGGGCGCUGAGGACGAGGAAUUGACCAGACUGUGCAGGCAGAUCGUGUCUGGCUGGCCAGCUCGCUCGAAGGACUGCCCAACAGACCUGCAGUCGUACUACAGGUUCAGAAAUGAGCUUACGGUUGUCGAAGGCCUCAUACUCCGUGGCGAGAGAAUCGUCGUCCCGUCCGUACUCCGGCAACACCUUCUGGAACAGGCCCACGAAAGCCAUCCAGGCAUCGUCAGGACUAAACAACGUCUACGGGAACUUUUCUGGUGGCCAGGUAUGGACGCGGCAGUGGAGAACAUAGUGAAGUCCUGUACAGUAUGUGACGCUGUUGAUAAGAGUGCGAAGCCGCGCAACAUCCUGCUUCAACCGGUUCCCUUCCCGGAGAAACCCUGGUCUAAGUUGGGAAUCGAUUUCAUCGGACCGCUAGAAGGAGGGGGAAUAGGUAGAAGAUUCGCCAUUGUCAUGACAGACUAUCACUCAAAGUGGCCGGAGGUGGCAUUCUGUCCGCACCCCUCAUCCCGCGCAGUAAUCAACUUCAUGGAGACAGUGGCUGCGAGAGAAGGGUAUCCAGAGGAGCUGGUAUCUGAUAACGGCACAGCGUUUACAUCUCAUGAGUUUACAGAGUAUCUGAGUGAAGUUGGAGUCAAACAUAUUCGGGUCACCCCAUACCACCCAAGAGGGGCAGGAGCAGUGGAACGAUUUAACCGUGUGCUUAAAGGUGUCCUACAGACAGCUACUCUUGAAGGACAGGACUGGAUGGUAGCUGUGAGGCAGUUUCUGCUUCAAUACCGGGUGACAUCGCAUGCCACAACCGGCCGGAGUCCCGCAGAGUUGCUCCGUGGUCGACAGCUACGCACGCCUCUGCGAGCAGCAGCAGAUGGUCAGCACUGGUUUGUGACCAAUGAACAGGAGCGGACAUGGUGGAAGGUGUCGAAGCAGUCUGCAAGGAUGGUUCAUCUACCGCGGACCAGCCAUCGAGGAUGAUGGCAGGAGCCUCACAAGAGAAGAUGAUGCGACCUCCAGCAGCAGAAGUAACCCCGUCGGGCGGCAGGAUCGAGGAAGUCCCUUCAACAGGGGACGUGUGGAACAGGAGUGCAGCAUCGGAGGUGUCGGGUGAUCAGCAGAGUGAUGACCCUGCGCCUGAGCGUAGAUCGGGUAGAGAAAGGAAACGGCCCAAGAGGCUCAUUGAGGAGUGUGGUUGAUGCGUGAUACUGUGAUUGAUGCAUAAGGUGAUGGGCACAUUGUAAUGGUGUUUUCCGUUGGCAUUCAUUACUAGUUUCUUGCUUGUAAUGGCGUUUUCUGUUGGCAUUCAUUACUAGUUUCUUGCUUUAUUUCUAAGGGAAGGGGAAUGUAGUGUUUGCAUGUUGAGUUCAUGGUGCUGCCAAAUAAAGGUAUUUCCCUAUGUGGCAGCAAUGGCACAUUGGUGGCGCACACGUGACAAUUGUGGUACGGUUUUGGCGCCAAGAGUUGACCUCUGGUGACCGGUGACCUGAGGUCAACAGACUGGUCUGGAGUGUGGCUGAAGAAGCAUUGAUACUGUUGCUAUUUAUCUUGUUAUUAAUAUACCAUGUAAUUGUCAAGACUUGAUUGUGUCAAGACACUACAGC
Amphibalanus amphitrite is the source of this 4554-nucleotide messenger RNA. RefSeq lists its product as uncharacterized. Gene Ontology annotation, molecular function: nucleic acid binding; aspartic-type endopeptidase activity; zinc ion binding. Bases 296 to 3931 code for a protein of 1211 amino acids. The record is from RefSeq and is a predicted model, not a curated record. The transcript is spliced from 2 exons. Gene Ontology annotation, biological process: proteolysis; DNA integration. NCBI's taxonomy places the organism in Eukaryota, Metazoa, Arthropoda, Thecostraca, Balanomorpha, Balanidae.